Pistacia vera is the source of this 2045-nucleotide messenger RNA. Its product is annotated as GPI transamidase component PIG-S. The transcript has 13 exons. Gene Ontology annotation, cellular component: GPI-anchor transamidase complex. The record is from RefSeq and is a predicted model, not a curated record. The coding region runs from base 15 to 1826 and encodes 603 amino acids. Gene Ontology annotation, biological process: attachment of GPI anchor to protein. Lineage: Eukaryota; Viridiplantae; Streptophyta; Magnoliopsida; Sapindales; Anacardiaceae.
UCAGAACUUGAAAAAUGUCGGAAAUCUCACACGAAAUAUCGGAACCUUCCGAUAAUAAAGCUAAAGAAACCGUUGAAUCAUCGGAACUGGACCUCAAAAGCGUGCGCACCACCAAACCUGGGAAGAAGCGGCUUUUCCUGACACUAUCCGUCCUAUUCUCCUUCCUCCUAGGUUUUCCGUUCUUAUGGAAAUCGGUGGAAAUCUACCGCUCCUCGCUUCCAUUUACCGAAAUAUCGGAAAUGGAAUCAAAUCCAUCUUUGUUAUUCCCAUGCCGGUUUCAAGCUAUACUUUUGAACUUCAAUUCAAAUCUCAAUCCUAACCAUCUCCAACUUUCGAUUCUUAACCAAAUUACCAAACUCACCUCCAACCCCUCCCAAUGCGGUUCCUGUACUAAUAACCUCAGCCUCUCUGUCACCGUUGACUCCAAUUCUCAGUGUGUUCAAACAAAUUUAACUGAUGAUCUCUACCGAUGUGGCACCAUCAAUGUCGUCGAUUUCGAUAGUAACGGGAAACAUAAGAAUGAUGAAGAUGUUGAUGAGUUUUUGGAGUCGGUUCUGAAAAGGAAGAAUGUUUAUAGUAUGGUGGUGGUGAAUGGGGAUGGAGUUGGAGAGGGAGUUAGGGCAGUGGUGGGGAAGUAUAGACAUGGGUGGAUUGUUGGGAGGGUUGAUGAGGAGGAGGCAGAAGUUGUGUCGAAAGUUGCGGAGAUAUUUGUGAAGGUGUUUGUGAAUGGAGGGAGGGAGAAAGGGUUGAUUCACGAGGAGUUUAUGCCAGUGGGUGCUGAUGGCAGGAUUGUGCUUUCAUUUAAUUUGCUCAAUGCUGAACCCAAUGAUUGGGUUUAUGAUUGGGAUUUCCAAAGAAUAGAGGAAACUCUGUUGACCCCUAUAAUUGAAGUUUUGGGACCCAUUGCGAACAUAGGUGUAGAAAGUCAGGUUUUAUACCAUACACCAAAAUCGUCAUUUUCAUAUUGGGAUGAAAAGAAGAAGAGCUACAUCUUUAAUACUAAGGAUCUUCCUUUCUUUGUAAAUUCAAAUGAGUGGCAUCUAGAUACCUCAAUUGCAGCUGGCGGGCGAUCAAAGAUAUUGCAAUUUGUGGUAUAUAUACCAUCUGCAAAGGAGUGCCCUCUUCUCUUACAGCUUCCAAAUGGAGAAAUUUCUAGUACAAAUGGUUUUAUAUCCCCAAUGUGGGGAGGUGUUAUUGUCUGGAACCCUCAAAGCUGUUUAAAAGAUUCUGAAAGUAAGCAUACUGCCAGGCAUAAAAUGUCCCCUGAGGAUCUUCGGGAGGUAUUUGAAGUUUUCAUGGGGCAGUUCCGGCAGCUUUUUGGUCUUAAAUCUGACAACCUGUAUGUAGGUGCAUCAGACAAGUUUCACCUUUUACCCAGUGAAAGAGGCUUCACAGAAUGGGAAUUGGAUGUCCUGUCACGGCAGCAUUCAUGCUUUAAUCUUCAUUCAUGUGCCACAACACUUGGGUCCCUUUCUAGAUUGGUUCAAUCACUUCCAAGGAUGAUUAUUAUGGAUGAAAUAGGAAAACAGGUUAAAUUUUCUCUCAAGGCAGCAAAACUGGCUCAGAAUAAUGCCUCUUUAGGGGUUUAUGAAGCUUCAGCCAUUUCUUCAAGGGAAGCAAGGUCUCUGGCAGAGGAUGCUUUUUUUCACCCGUCUAUUAUGUCCGUCAGUUACUACUCAUUUGAGCACUGUUUUGCAGUCUACUCGCCCUUCUUUUUGCCAGUUUCGAUGCAUAUUCUCCUUGCUGCCCUGAGAGAAUGGAAAAGAUACAAGCAAGAAAAGGCCAAGUACUUGGCAUGGAAAGCCAAAGAAAAGGCAGUGUCUUAAUCAUUUCCUUGAGCUUUUAACUGGAGAAAUAGAUGUCUUAUCGUGAAACAAACUGAAUUCAGUCAGCAGCCAUGUAAUUUCACAUGAGAAAUUUUUUCAACGAUUUGAUGAUGUUGAUAAAUUGCUGGUAGACUUGAGAGUGUACCAAGUUUUGAAAUAGUGCGCCUGGGUAGUUGUUUACAUUUUUAUGGAGUAAAUUUAUCCCAGUAUGUCCAAUUU